AUGACGCUCGUUGAAAAUAAAUGGCGUGAUGAUCGUGCAACGUUACGUUCGCGUGAUUCAUUUUGGAAUAGUGAUCGUUGGUAUCGUGAUUGGGAUGACUGGCCACCGAAUUGGCCUCGACCUGGUGAAUUUGUGCGACGUGGGAGAGAGAGAGAUGAUGAUGAUGAUGAUGAUGAUGAUGAUGAUGAUGAUGAUGAUGAUGAUGAUGGGGAGAUGAUUGGAGGUGAUUUGGUUAAAUUUGGCGAGGAAUAUUUUGAACUCUUUCAAGAUUUAUAA
Messenger RNA from Acanthocheilonema viteae, 276 nucleotides. The record is from the annotation of a GenBank genome assembly. NCBI's taxonomy places the organism in Eukaryota, Metazoa, Nematoda, Chromadorea, Rhabditida, Onchocercidae.